Messenger RNA from Triticum aestivum (bread wheat), 1520 nucleotides. Its product is annotated as probable carboxylesterase 15. The transcript has 2 exons. NCBI's taxonomy places the organism in Eukaryota, Viridiplantae, Streptophyta, Magnoliopsida, Poales, Poaceae. Gene Ontology annotation, molecular function: hydrolase activity. The record is from RefSeq and is a predicted model, not a curated record. Bases 108 to 1379 code for a protein of 423 amino acids.
UCCAACUUAAAGCAAAAGGGUCCCGCAUGUCAUGAGAGUCGGUGGAACGUUAAACUGUGUGGAAUCCCCCAAAGCCGAGUCGUCUUCUCCGAAAGCUCCGAAUAGCCAUGGCCUGCAGCCUGCUCCUGCGAGCGACAGCGCCGGCCCGCCGCCUCUUCCAAGCCGCACGGCCGACGCGUGGAGAAGAAUGUGCCGCUGCACGGAGCCGAAUCGUCCUCGCCGUCCCGCCGCCCGCCGCGUCCGCGCCGCCGUCACCUCGAGGCUCUAGCACCCGCAGGCCUGCGCCAGAUCGGGCCGGACAAGUCAGAUCGAGUCGGCCAGCCAGCUUCUCCACGUCCACGCGCGGGGAAGCGAUGGCGGACGGCAUGGAGGCGCCACACGUCGUGGAGGACUGCCGCGGCGUGCUGCAGGUGCUCAGCGACGGGACGACCGUGCGCUCCGCCGCGGCGCCGUACACGGUGGAGGACCGCGACGACGGGCGCGUCGAGUGGAGGGACGCCGUGUACCACCCGGCCCACGGCCUCGGCGUGCGCAUGUACAGGUCGGCGCGACGGGAAGCGGAGGGACGGCUGCCGGUGCUGGCCUACUUCCACGGCGGCGGCUUCUGCAUCGGCAGCCGCGCCUGGCCCUCCGUGCACGCCUGCUGCCUCCGCUUCGCCCACGAGCUCCCCGCCCUCGUGCUCUCCUUCGACUACCGCCUCGCGCCCGAGCACCGCCUCCCGGCCGCCCACCAGGACGCCGCCGACGCCCUCGCCUGGCUCCGCGACCGCCUCGCCCCCGGCCCUGCUGAUGGAUCUGGGUCAGACGGGGACGUCCAAGCCUGGCUCGCCGACUCCGGCGCCGACCCGGGCAGGCUCUUCGUGUCGGGCGACUCCGCCGGCGCCAACAUCGCGCACCACAUGGCCGCGCGGUUCGGCGCGGCGGGGCUCGACCCCGUGAAGACAGCCGGGUACGUCCUCAUCAUGCCGGCGUUCACCUCGGAGGCGCCGACGCAGUCCGAGCUGGGCUCGCGGGGCAGCGCGUUCCUGAGCCGGGACGUGGCCGAGCGGUACAACCGGCUCGCCCUGCCGGCCGGCGCCAACAAGGACUACCCGCUGAUGAACCCGCUCGGGCCGGACAGCCCGGGCCUGGGACUCGUGGGCGGCCGCGUGCUCGUCGUCGUCGGCGGCGACGACAUGCUCAAGGACAACCAGGUCCGGUACGUGGAGCGGAUGAAGGCCGCGGGGAACGACGUCGAGCUCGCACUGUUCGCGGGCAUGGAGCACGGCUUCUUUUCCAGGGACCCAUGGUCGGAGACCAGCGGCGAGGUCGUGCGAGUCGUCGGCCGGUUCAUGGGCAGAGACGCAGCCGAUUCAACCGGCGCCGACGGUCAGGACUAAGUAGUGGUUAGUCUGCUAGUGAUCUAGAGUAGUAUUCAGCAUGCAAUGAGUGCUAUAGAGGAAAAUAUCAGGUGAUACAGUACUAUUUAGAUGCUCCAUGCUACGAAUUCGAAAAUUUCAAAUUUAAAUGUUUUGGAAAAA